Molecule: messenger RNA, 6092 nt
Organism: Ahaetulla prasina
Lineage: Eukaryota; Metazoa; Chordata; Lepidosauria; Squamata; Colubridae
Gene: PALD1
Product: phosphatase domain containing paladin 1
Exons: 20
Coding region: 132-2777 (881 amino acids)
Source: RefSeq, a predicted model, not a curated record
UUCUGCGCUGCUUUGCCGCGAAGCUCAGCUGGGGGGGAAAAGGCAAGUUUCGCUGGGAUUUCUGGAGCCCAUCCCCGCCGUCCUUCCUGGGAACGGAUGCCGGGCUCAGCUUUGGACGCAGCGAGGACCGGAUGGGUUCAGGUUUACACAUCUCAGGUUGCCUGUGGAUUAUGGGUACAACUGCCAGCACAGCUCAGCAGACAGUAGCAACAGCAACAUUUGAGAAUAUCCACGGCAGCGGAACCAUGGAGGAUCACCAUUCCCUCAGCAUCCACUCCUUCCAGACCAUUGGCCUCCACAAUAACAAAGCCAAGUCUAUCAUUACUAAUAAGGUGGCUCCUGUUGUCAUUACCUACAAUUGCAAAGAAGAAUUUCAAAUACACGAUGACUUAUUGAAAGCCAGCUAUACUGUGGGGCGAAUUACAGAAUCUACUCCAGAACAUUAUCUUGUCCAGGGGAAAUAUUUUAUGGUCCGUGAUGUAUACGGCAAAGUAGAUGUCCUGAAUACUUCCAGCACUUGUGGGGCUCCCAACUUUCGGCAGGCCAAAGGAGGAUAUGCCGUGUUUGGGAUGGGGCAGCCCAGCUUCGGUGGAUUCAAGCAAGUCCUGCAGAAACUCCAGAACGAUGGUCAUAAGGAAUGUAUUGUGUUUUGCGUUCGUGAAGAACCUGUACUUUUUCUACGUAUGGACAAUGAUUUCAUCCCCUACACUCCAAGAGCAAAGGAGAACUUGAAGGAGAACCUACACGAUUUGCAUAGAAGAGUCAAAGUAGAAGACCUGGAAGUCUCUAUUCGAAAAGAGAUACAUGACUUUGCCCAGCUGAGUGAUAAUAUAUAUUACGUCUACAACGACGUUGAACAUUUCAAAGAUGAGCCGCAUUCAGUCAAAAUCUUCUGCGAAGAAGACAUCCAAGUGACAGAGGAAGUGUACAAGAGGCCUGUCUUCCUGCUGCCCUCUUACAGGUACCAUCGGCUGCCUUUGCCUGUGGACGGAGCACCUUUAGAAACACAGUUUGAUGCUUUCAUCAGUUUUCUCCGGGAGAGUCCAAAUCUGCUCCUUCUCCAAGAUCCCAGCAAGCCGCCUCCUGCUCUGGUGUUUAGCUGCCAAACUGGUUUCGGGACGACCAAUUUCGCCAUGGUCUUAGGAACUCUGGUCCUGUAUCACCGUAAAGGUGGCCUACAAAAACAAGACCUUCCACAGUCUCCCAAAUACUCACCCAGGGAACAAUUUCGGAUUAUUCAGAACUUCAUUGGCAUGGUACCCAACGGGCAACAGAUAGUGGAAGAGGUGGAUGCUGCCAUUGCCUUGUGUUCAGAAAAGCAUGAUGUGAAGGAAGCCAUCUACGAAUACAAGAAGAAAUUGGAAGGGAUUGGAGAAGAUUAUCAAAACCAGAAGAACAGCACCAAAGAAUGUUUCCUUCAGAAGACAUUACAGAGACUUGAACGCUAUUUCUUCUUGAUCGCUUUCAAUUAUUACCUUCAUGAACAGUAUCCCUUGGCUUUUGCUCUCAGUUUCAGUAAAUGGAUCUGCAGGCACCCUGAGCUGUAUAGACUUCAAGCCAACAUGAAUCUGUCAGAACUUACAAUCACAGCAGAACACAUAACUAAAGGAGUACGGGUCCUGGUUGUGGAUGAGCGGUUUUCUCCAGAUGUUCUUAGUACCGUCAAAGACAUGAAUGUGGCCAACUUCCGUAGGGUUCCUAAAAUGCCUGUAUAUGGAAUGGCUCAGCCCAACUCCAAGGCAAUUGGGAAUGUCUUGAACUACCUGACAGAUGCAAAGAGGAAGCAUUCUCACAUCUUAUGGAUUAAUCUCCGUGAAGAUAUAGUUCUAGAAGAGAAUGAGCAAACCUAUACCCUACGGGAAAUUGGCAAUCUGGAACAGCAAAUAACAAUACCUGUAGCAUCAUCAGAACAACUAGAGAAACUGGAAUCUGUCUUGAAGAAUGAUCUGUUGAAAUCCCAGAAACGGAUUGAGGUUUAUUUGGAACAAGAGAAACAGAUGAAAGUGUUGAAAUCAUGCUUAACCAUGCAGGAGAUAUUUAACCAGCACAAAAGCAAUUGCCAAGGUCUGGCCUACAAACGGAUUCCGGUUCCAGAUUUUUGUGGCCUGAAGGAGAAGGACUUUGAUCAGAUGCUGGAAGCCAUGAAGGGCGCGUUGGCUGAAGACUCCCACACAGCCUUUGUGUUCAACUGUCACAGUGGCAGAGGACGAACUACAACUGCCAUGGUUAUUGCUGUCCUCAUCCUUUGGCAUUUCAAUGGAAUCCCUGAGAUCAUGGAGGAUGAGAUUGUGAGUGUGCCGGAUGCCAAGUACACAAAAGGAGAAUUUGAGGUGGUGAUGAAAAUGCUUCAGAUAUUGCCAGAGGGACACCGGAUGAAGAAGGAAGUCGAUAUGGCAUUGGACACAGUGAGCGAAACGAUGACGCCGAUGCACUACCACCUGAGGGAAAUCAUCAUUAGUACUUAUAGACAGGGGAAAACUGCAAAAGAGGAAGCAAAGACACAGACCUUACAGCUAAGGAGCCUGCAAUUCUUGGAACGCUAUAUUUAUCUCAUUCUGUUCAACGCCUAUCUUCACUUGGUGAAAAAAGACUCCUGGGAGAAACCUUUCAGCAUCUGGAUGCAUGAGGUGGCGGCCAAGGCGGGCGUCUAUGAGAUCUUGAACCAGCUGGGCUUUUCUGAAUUUGAAACUCUGGAUAGCCAGGCGUUCUGCCAGCUUCGCUAUCGCUGGUCGGAGCAAAGCCGUAGUAUCCUGCCCUUCCGAGGAGAGUUCAUUUAGGACCCAAACGGUAUUCAGGACCUGGAGGACUGCAGCACUUCUCCAGAUGCGGCUACAUCACCAACUUUCUCUUGUUUUUCUGAAGCUUAUGAAAUACCUGCCUUUAAGAAGGAUUGUGUUCCCAAGAAAAAGAAGUUAAAUGACCUUGGAGACAUUUUUAAGGGUUUUUCUCCCUCCCCCCCCCCCAGGUAGAAUAAAAUAAAUUUAAAUAAAGCAGAUAUUCUAUACCUUCUCUUGGUCCCCAGGAUGCCACAAAAGACUUUUUCUGAGGACUUGGCGCCCAAGGUAACUUGUAUAUUAUGUAUAUGCAGAAGUAGAAAACCUUGAAUGGGCAGUUCCAUGUGACUUAAGUAUUUCUUGCGUUUGAAUCUCGUUGUUUUGUUAUGAUGAUGCUGAUGUACAUUGGUGAUACUUUACUUGGUAACCACCAUUGUUGGACAGUUGUACUGGGCCAAGGAUGGGAGAAGGUUACCUACACUGUCCAAUGUGGACCUUUCACUGCAUGCCUAAGAGGAUACUGAAAUUUCUAGUGUGUCUGGAAUUACACACACACACACACACACACACAUACACACACACACACACAAACACACACACACACACAAGGUGCUUAUCUGAAUGCAGCAAAUGGUUACCAUAUUUUUUGGACUAUAAGACACAUUGACUAUAGAUAAAGGUAAGGGUUCCCCUCGCACAUACGUGCUAGUUGUUGCCGACUCUAGGGGGCAGUGCUUAUCUCCGUUUCAAGGCCGAAGAGCCAGCGCUGUCCGAAGACGUCUCCGUGGUCAUGUGGCCGGCAUGACUCAACGGCAAAGGCGCACGGAACGCUGUUACCUUCCCACCAAAGGUGGUCCCUAUUUUUUCUACUUGCAUUUUUACAUGCUUUCAAAACUGCUAAGUUGGCAGAAGCUCGGACAAGUAACGGGAGCUCACCCCGUUACACGGCAGCACUAGGGAUUCGAACCGCUGAGCUGCCGACCUCUUGAUCGACAAGCUCAACAUCCUAACCCCUGAGCCACCGCGUCCACCGGACUAUAAGACACACCUAAAUUUACAGGAGGAAAACAAGAAAAAAAUAGUUUUUGGCCUCAGUGUGUUGGAUUUUUGCCCUCCUAGGCCCCCAGAAGCACUCUGCAGUGCUUUGCAUGGCCUGUUUUUGCCAAAAAUGUGUGUGUUUUCACUAAAAAUGUGCCCGUUUUUGGCCUGCAGAGUGCUCCUGGGAGCCAGGGAGGGUGAAAACGUGACAUGAGGAGGGCUUGGGAGCCCAAAAACAGGCUUGUUCUUGGCAAAAAAGGACCAUGCGGAGCACUGCAGAGUGCUUUUGAGGGCCUGGGAGGGUAAAAAUCUGACGCACGGAAGGUUUGGGAGCCCAAAAACAGGCCCAUUUUUGACGAAAAUGUGCCAUGCAGAGCACUGCACUGCCGGGGAGGGUGAAAACGCAACGCACAGAGAGUUCAGGAUGCCAAAAGCGCCCGUAUUUGGUCAAUGAGACACACCUAAAUUUUCACCCACUUUUAGGGGGGAAAAGGUGCGUCUUAUACUCUGAGAAAUAUGGUAAUUCACCUGUCCUGCCUUCUAGGUCUGAAUUGGGUGAGUCAGCUAUAAACUAACAGAUGUUAAACUAGAGCUGAUCAUUUUUAAUGUCGAUGGAGAUUCUCAGUCAUCCAGAGCCUAAAAAUAUUCUCUUUAGAACUUUAGAAUAACAGAGUUGGAAGGGACCUUGGAGAUCUUCUAGUCCAACCCCCUGCUUAGGCAGGAAACACUAUACCAUUUCAGACAAAUGGUUAUCCAAUCUCUUCUUCAAAAAUUCCAGGGUUGGAGCAGUCACAAAUGCUUUUUCAAAAGGCAGCUGGACUUUCUUGGGGUUCCCCCCCCCCUCUUUGAAAACAUUUCACUUCUCAUCCAAGAAGCUUCGUCGGAACUUGCAGAACUGAAGAAGCUUCUUGGAUGAGAAGCCAAACUUUUUCAAGGGAAAAACCAAAAAGUCCAGUUGCCAAUUUGAAAAAGAACCCUUGGGACAUCAUUCUUAUUACUGGCAUUGUUAAUAGGGGCAACAACAUCUGUUAUGUUGUAUGUCCCUCACCUUAGUGUAGGUUCUUCCUCCCAAGACAAUAUUUUUCAGGCUCUGUGACUACACUGGGUUUAAUAUACAGUAUAGGUUGAACCAGUUUUGUACAAGCAGCUAUGCCAGCUGCAGAAUAGUAUCAGCGUUUGUAUUUCUGGAGUCCCCUACUCCAAAUUUUCAUCUUUUUUUUUUUUUCAAAUGCAGCCUGCCAGCAAUAAUGAAAUGUACUUUUUCGUCUGCACCAGGUCUGUCCAGUCAAGAAUGUUGUGUAUUCAGUCACCCGUAGCCAGUUUCACAUUAGUUCACAUGACUAAUCUGCAUGUACCAAAGACUAAGAGAGCCUGACUCAGUUUGAUUCAGAUGUGGAAUCCUUCUGCCAAGACCGAUACAUAGUACAUGAGAUUUCAAACAGAAAUCGUAGGGAUUGAAUCUGAAGUCAUGCAGUCUGCCACUGAGAGGCCCCUCCCUGAAAUGUUCCUUGUAACUCUACUCGUGUGCAGCUCUACAGCUUAUAUCAGGCACCAUUAUAUCACAAAAAUGGUAAGGCUGGACCAAUGAGUAUUCAAACAAAACCAUGCAAGUCCUAGAAUGGAAAUAGGAAUUCAGAGCAUGCUUAUAUGUGUGUUGUAUGUUUUCUGCUCACAGGCUCUUAGGAAGUUGUCUUGCGUAGUUCAAACAAUUCCUAAGAGUAAGAGAAGAGUAAGGCUGUAAGGCUUACAGUAGAGCAGUAGAGCAGUGCAUUUCAACCUUGACAAGUUGAAAACAUGUUGGACUUUAACUCCCAGAAUUCCCUAGCCAGCAAGUCUGGCUGGGGAAUUCUGGGAGUUGAAGUCCACACAUCUUUAAAGUUGCAGGGUUGAAGGAAAACACUGAUCUAGGCAAUGACGCCCAACUUGGACAACUGCAUUUUGGAAGUUGAAAUUCAAACAUGCAGAAGUUGCCCAGGUAAGUAAAUACUGAUCUAGAUCUUAUUUUAUGGACUGUUUUGAGAACUCAGGGCUUGUUUUCCUUCCUACAAAUUCUGUUGUUAAAAACAAAACAAAAAACGAGCUAUUUCAGCCCUUCUGGCAACUCUUGUGAGAAGACUCUGCAUUCAUUCACAGACAUCCUUUAUCGUUAUGAGAUAAUGCAGGUGUUCUAAGAUCUCACAAUUGACCCGUCUUCUCUGAGAAACUGCAAAUAUUUCCAGGACUGAAGGAAUCCUGGGUAUCAGCCAGUUAUUUAAACCAGGGGUCUCCAACCUUGGCAAC